This is a messenger RNA of Aedes aegypti (yellow fever mosquito), 4057 nucleotides long. RefSeq names its product nocturnin (gene cu). Bases 1494 to 3284 code for a protein of 596 amino acids. Gene Ontology annotation, biological process: circadian rhythm. Gene Ontology annotation, molecular function: poly(A)-specific ribonuclease activity. The record is from RefSeq and is a predicted model, not a curated record. The transcript has 7 exons. NCBI's taxonomy places the organism in Eukaryota, Metazoa, Arthropoda, Insecta, Diptera, Culicidae.
UAAACACAACACGUCGCGAGAGCAGUUCGGGAAUAAAAUCAUUGCCCCGUUCUCCGUUACCAAUUAGUAUCAGCUCAGUGCUCGAUCGAGAUCGAUCUCAUUAGGCAAACCGAACUCGUACAUCUCCGCCGAGGAAUUGCUUCCAAGUGUGAUCCGGAGAACUUGUUUGCUCGCGAAGUUGUUGUGCAGUUUAUUUUCGUUUAACAAAAACGACCAACUAUCAACCCCCCCUAAUCAGAAGUGCAUUUUGAUCGAUCAGAUCGGAUCGAAUAGUGUGCUAAAUACUCGUAGGCGAUUAGAAGCUGCUGAAAACGUGCUUUAUCCGUGGGCAAACGCUGCGCUGCAGGAGACGUUUAUUGCCUUUGUGUGGCGCGCGGUCCUCGCAGCCUCUGGUGGUGAAGGCAGGCGGCGGGCGCUGAUAGAGAGGAGACGACGCCGUGUCUCAACGUUUCUUCCGCUUUGGCGGGUACUCUUCUUUCGGUGGGACCACCGUGAAUUUGAGUGAAGUUUUUUUUUAUGGUAAUUGUUGACAACGGGAGCAGUUUGUAUCUGUUUGAUCGUAAAAAAACAGUGAUUCAGGUUUAAAGUGUAACGAAAUUGUAUAGGACGUCAAGUGACAAUUGAAUGUGAAGAAUAAAGAGUGUAAAUCUGUUUUGUGGAUUGUGAAGCAGUACUAGAUCAUCAGAUAUUCGGGCCGGUUGAUGUUGUUACAAAUUAAAGCAUACUAUUACACCAGACCGGCUGCCAAUUCCCGUUCCACUUCAUCGCUGCCGACGAGCUGUUCAAGUUCGCGCCACCGGCCAAGCGGCCAUUGCACCGGACAUUAGAGACCAACCCAACCCAACGCAACCUCGCCAGCCUACUCGCGCACAAACGACCUUGAUCUUGGGAAAGUGCACACCCCGCGGCUGCCCCCCUUUCAGCAUCGGAACUUGGAUUUGGCGGCACAGCUUCCCCCGAAUUCGGACGAUUUUCGUGAUCUUCGGUCUUGGUCGGCGAAUUGUGAUCCCGGUUUCCCUAGUGAGGAGAGCACAGCUCUCUGAGCAUCUCUCGCGUGUGCCGAGAACAAGUCGGAUUUCAUUUCGCGAAAGACACGCACUCCGUGUCGUCCCCAUCCUCUGCUGGUAGAUAUACGAAAAGCCGCGAAUACAAACGAAGAAACACGCGGCCGGCGAGCUCUCUAAGCAGUUGCCAUUGGCCAUUCGCACUCGGUCGGUGAAUGAAUCAGUGAGAAAGAGAGAAGACCUCCACCUUGUGUGGUUGAUGAUCGCCGUUUGAGUUCUGUUUGACGGCCUCACUGUUUUGAUUUCGAUAUUUCGCGAUCAGUUCAAAGUAAAAGUUGAUUCGAGCAAGAUAUUGGUGCAACGAGUCGAAGUUGUUUGAAGAAGCCAGUCACAGGGCUGAGGUGUGAAAACAGAUUCGGCUGUUGAAGUUUGUCAUUAGAUUAUCUAAAUUGUUACGCCUAUUUUUGGAAGUUCGGUUUCGCUGCGAUAAUGAUGAGUAGAGAUCCGUCGUCGUUGAUGGACCUGUUGUCCGAGGGACAUUUCGGUAUCCAACAGCAGCAGAAGCAAAAGUCGGGUCAAGUGUCGCGUAUGAUUUCAAAUGAUUCGUCGUGCGAUUAUCGUGAUAACUGUCGCAAGGAUUCUUCGAGUACCGGUGAACUGUGCGUGAGUUCGAAGAAACCCCUGGACGCCGAGUGGUUCUACGAGGAUGAGGAAGUAGAUCUGAGUCAGUUCGAGAACGAGCAACAAACGAGGGAGUAUUUCCGCAAGAAGUUGGCGAUCUUCGAGGCGUCGAUGAAGACUCCGAUGGCUGCGAAUCGUCGACUGGCGGCACGUAGGAUCGAGAUGGAAGGCGGUUUUGGGGGUGAACAGGAGAUGGAGAACGACGAGUGCAUUCCACCGAGGCAGCUGCUGAUGUACUUGGUCAGAAUGGGCUCCUUCACGUCGGCGCCCCAGAUCAAGAACGUCGACUGCCAGGAUGACAAGCUGGAAAUUUCGGACGGAAUGUCCAUUCCGGAUCUGAUCGAGUACUGUCGGUUUAUGCGUGGCGAGGACCGGCCCCAGCUGGUGAAGCGGAAGUUUCUCCGACCGGACGAGCGAACUGGGCUGCAGCGGGACCUUGCCGAGGGGUUCCGGAUGCUGAAGCUGGAUGCCAUUUCCAAAAAUGCCUACCACGUUGCAGCAUGCAGUGAACCGACGAAGGCCGCCGCUGCCAAUUCGGCUCAGAUCAGGAUUUUCCAGUGGAACAUGCUCUCGCAAACGCUUGGUAUGCACAACGAUGGUUUCGUAAAAUGUCCCAUAGAUGCGCUUACGUGGGAGUGCCGACGGUAUCAAGUCAUACAAGAAAUAGUACAAAACGAUCCAGAUAUUAUAUGUCUUCAGGAAGUGGAUCACUUCAAAUUUCUCCAGAAAAUUUUGGCCACACAAAACUACGAAGGAGUGUUCUUUCCCAAACCAGACUCCCCUUGUCUGUACAUAAACGACAACAACGGUCCGGAUGGGUGUGCCGUUUUCUACAAAAAGGACCGACUCGAGCUACUGAACCAUUUCACCCGGAUAUUGGAGGUGUGGCGGGUUCAGAGCAAUCAGGUGGCGAUAGCUGCCCUCUUCCGGACACGUGACACUAACCAGGAGAUCUGUGUCACCACCACUCACCUGAAAGCCCGCAAAGGAGCUCUGCUUUCAAAGCUGCGCAACGAACAGGGUAAAGAUUUGCUGUAUUUCAUUGACGGAGUGGCCGAGAAACGCCCGGUGAUCCUUUGCGGAGACUUCAAUGCGGAGCCCAUAGAACCCGUUUACAGCACGGUGUUAAACUACAAACCAUUAGGACUAGGAAGUGCCUAUUCUGAUCUGCUGGCUCAGGAAUUUCCUCAACUGGCGCAGGAAAACGACCAGAACGUAGUGAACAUGGUUCCCGUUGUGCAGCACCGAACCAGCAUAGAUUCGAAUCACAGCGUCGAAGACGACUGCAGUGUAAGCUGCUCGGAAAGGACUAAGGCCGAACUGUCGGCUGCUUACGAACCACCCUACACAACGUGGAAAAUACGCGAAGAAGGCGAGGUGUGUCAUACAAUUGACUACGUUUUCUAUUCCAAAGAUCAAAUCACGGUCAAGAACUGCCUUAUGUUCCCCGCGGGUGAGGAAAUCAGCCCAGACCGGACGCCAUGCUAUCAAUACCCUUCUGAUCACUUUUCGUUAGUCUGUGACUUUGAGCUGCAGUCAACGAGUAGCAGUAGUGAAGCCACCCAACAGGACGGUGAAAGUGGACAGUCACAGCUCUAAGAGACGCUUGCCCAGUUUAACUAAAAAGCACGUGAGAAGAACCGUUCGGUGGACGCUAACAGGAACACAGACAUCACUUACAACCGUACCGAAAGUAUCAAAUUAGCAUAUAAGUUUAUUCGAUGAGGAUGUAGUUUAAGCUACGCUUAAAAGCCUAAAUCCAGAUUUUAACGAAGAAACAUUUUAAAAUCUUCCACGAUGGACGUGAAUGCAGGAAGCUUAGAUUUAGAUUACCUUACAAACAACGCACGGAAGAGAUGUAGCAGUCGAAUCGAGCGGAUCGGUUUGAGGCUGUUUAAACUAAUCGCAUGAUCCAAGGAAGGAGAAAACAUACAUUUGUACAGUUUGUGAUAUACAUUGUUGUGAUAUUAAAAGAAUGGAGUGCUUCCCCCUGGAUGGGCAGGCUAGACGAGCAGGAGGGAGAAAUGAAUCCCGAUAGAUUUUUUCUUUAGGUUUAAGAAGUGACUCGACUUACUGAGCAGCAGGACGAUUUUCUACCAACAAAGCUGGCAUACUUUAGUUGUAAGAGAUUGCAGCCCUGAGUUUUAUUUUUAAUGUGAGCCAUCAAAAUCAUAAGGUUUUAGGUUAGCAGGUUUGAAAUGAAAUCUAAGAUUUUACUAAUGGUUGAACAAUGUUAAAGCUGGGCUAUGAACAUACUUGACACGUGUCAAUUUAACUGGUAGAUAGAUAGAAUCGUCAAUUUGGAGGAAGGUAUAAUUAAGACAAUGAAAACUAUUGUAGGACGUCUUGAACAAAUAAAUGUGACAAAUUGA